This is a messenger RNA of Penicillium coprophilum, 966 nucleotides long. RefSeq names its product S-adenosylmethionine-dependent methyltransferase. NCBI's taxonomy places the organism in Eukaryota, Fungi, Ascomycota, Eurotiomycetes, Eurotiales, Aspergillaceae. The record is from RefSeq and is a predicted model, not a curated record. The transcript is spliced from 3 exons. Bases 1 to 966 code for a protein of 321 amino acids.
AUGGACGAACUCAUCAAGUUACUCGCCAAUGGCGAAGAGGUCACUGACGUGGAUGAGGAAUCAUUUCUCCUCUUCGCACAAGACAUCGCAAGCAACAACCUAGGGAUGCUCAAUCCCCGUGCAUCAUCAGUAGAGAUCUCUAUCAAUGACAAUGAAUACAUAAUCUAUCAAUCACCGUCAUUACUAUCCUCUCAUCGAGCGGGAGGUACUACAGGCGCCGUUCUAUGGAAAAUCACCCCUCUCUUCGCAGAAUGGGUAACCAACCCCUCAAAUCCGCUCUGGACAACCGCCUUCCUCGGCCAAGCCUCAACUGUAGUCGAACUCGGCACUGGGAUCUCAGCUCUAGUCGCGCUCGUGCUGGCGCCCUCUGUGCACCACUACAUCGCCACAGACCAAGAAUACGUGCGCAAGUUGUUCCGAACGAACCUUGACGCUAACACGUCCGUCUCUUCUAGCAACAGCAGCAACAAAUCAAAAGGCAAGAGCAAGGGAUCCAAAUCAUCCAAAUCAAAGCCAACAUCAUCUCCUGCCAAGCCUGUAGAUAAUAUUUCCUUCGCAGCUCUGGACUGGGAGACUGACCAGGCCACUUCACUGAAAGAAUGUGUGGAUCCCGACGACGUUCGGGCCAAAGAUGCAGAGGAAGAAGAAGAUCGAGGCUUCGACCUCCUCCUUUCCUGUGACUGCAUCUACAACGAAGCACUCGUGGCACCGUUUGUUCGCACCUGCGCCGAGAUUUGUCAAUUGCGGCCAGCAUAUGUGGCUGGUUCGGAGGAACAGAGCUCGCACCGCAAGCCGACUGUUUGCAUUGUCGCGCAACAGCAGAGGUCGCCUGAUGUGUUUGAGACUUGGCUUAGGGAGACGAUGCGGGAGUUUCGGGUUUGGAGGUUGAGUGAUGAUGUGCUUGGGGAGGGACUGAGGAGUGGGUCUGGGUAUUUGGUACAUUUGUUAUUGGCGAAGCAUAAAUAG